UCUUUGUGCCAAUAUAUUAAAAUUAUUUCUUCUUGCACCCUAUAUAACCAUAUUUAAACGUUCAAUGCUAUACCAAUCCAUUCCAACCCAAAUUUCAAACCAACCAAAAAUUGAACUAUAUAUCAUCACAUUAAAAAUUAGCUAAUGUCAUCCAUGAAAUUAUACAAGCCCACUUAUUCUUAUGGUGCCCAUCAGAAAAGCUUCUCUGAGUAUGAGCACCAAGAGAGUAAGAACCAAUCCAACUAUGCCAACUACAAUUGGGAGAACAGUUCUAACCAAUCGAGGUACGACAGCUCGUCCCGAGAACUUUUAUUGGGCCAAUCUGUCGAUGACUUUGAUGCAUAUGAGUCCAGUAAUGCUAGGGCCAAUAAGUCCACCAAUCACUAUGCCCAUGCCCAACGGGCCCUUCCAAGCCCAUCAAUUCAUGUUCAACAGGGCCAUCAUUCCAUGCAAAAAAUGAAAAGGCAGGAGAGUAGUAUGGGCCAAGAUUGGACCAACAAUUCCCCUAAGUGCUCCAGCCCAACCUCAGGUGAGCACUCAAGCCAUACAAUGCAUAACAAGAAUAAUCAUAUGAUGGGAGAAAUGGAGAAUGGUUGGGCCAAUAAGCCCAAUAAGUACUCUAGCUCAGGCCAAGCAUACAAUAUGGGUCAAUCCAAGUACAACGAACGAGGGCAAAAGGCUUACAAUUACGACGAAGCCGGUCUCGAAGGUGGUUACGCUAGUAAGCCCACCUUGCUAACUAGUCCAAAGUACAUCAGCCCAGUUAAAACUCAUCAACCAGGCCUCAUUACACAAAAUGAGGAUCACGGUUGGGCUAACUCAAACUCUAAAUUUUCAAGCCCAGCCCAAGUUCAAACUCAACACUCGGGCCUUGCAAUGCACGAAGAAGAUCAUAUGAUGGGAAAACCAAAUAUUGGUUGGGCUAAUUCGCCCACUAAAUUCUCUGGCCCAACUCAAACUCGUCAAUCGAGCCUUGCAAAAGGCCCUAUGAUGGAGAAACAUUAUCAAGCAGACAUGUCAAUGCAUAACGAGGGCCAGAUGAUGGGGAAAACGGAUCAAGGUUGGGCCAGUGCACGAAGCAAGUUCUUGAGUCCAGCCCAAACUCAUCACGGGAUGCAUAGAGAGGACCACAUGGUGGCAAACAAGAGUAGUGGUUGGGCUAAUUCACCCGCCAAAUACUCCGGCCCAAAUCGAGAACACGGGCAACAUGGAUGGGCAACAAAGUCCAACAACGGAUUUGGGCCAAACCAGCUUGGUCACUCAGCCCAUAAAUCAUAUGAUGACGAUUAUGAUCAGUGUGUGGAUGAGGAUGUCUAUGAGAUUAUGGAUGAAAUAUUGACCAAGUACCCAGCCCAUAAUGUUAGUGGUGGACAUGGAAGUAAUUGGGCCGCAAACAAUACAUAUGCAAGCCAGAACCAGGUUGCAGGCUAUGGUAAACAACAAGGAUAUAGUGGCUCGGCCCAUUAUGGAAGUGCAGCCCAAUCCAUGGCGAGUUCUAAUUCUAAGUUUGCCGUCAAAAAAGAGAUGAACGCAUCACACUCUUCCAGUUUCAAGAAAGAAGAAUAUUCAGCUAGUUCAAGUGCUAACAAGUUUGAGGCUAAUAGCAUGAUGAAUAGAGGAGGCUAUUGUUGAUGAUAUCUAAGGUGAUAAAGCAGUGAUCCGAUUACUAAUGAUAUUAUAAGAGGUUUACCAUGUGAGAGAUCAGCUUGAUUUGGACACAAGUAUAAUGUAGGGAUAAGUGAAAAUAAAGUCGUAAGCAGGCUUUGUCAUUUGCCUAGCUAUGAAACUUCAUGUAUUCUUUAAAGCUUUACCAGUUACCAUAUAAGUAUAUGUAUUAUGUAUAGUAAUCUAUCAUACGUACACCUUUCAAGCAGUUAAAUUUAUGAAAUAAACUGAUGGUUUCUUA
Messenger RNA from Beta vulgaris subsp. vulgaris (sugar beet), 1906 nucleotides. RefSeq lists its product as hypothetical. NCBI's taxonomy places the organism in Eukaryota, Viridiplantae, Streptophyta, Magnoliopsida, Caryophyllales, Amaranthaceae. The transcript is spliced from 2 exons. The record is from RefSeq and is a predicted model, not a curated record. Bases 145 to 1632 code for a protein of 495 amino acids.